AUGCAGCACAUAUAUCUCAGCGGUAUGCAGCAGUUCGAGGUGAUGACGGAUCAUCGGCCGUUGAUCCCCAUUCUUAACUCGAAAAGCAAGGCGGACAUCGAGAACCCUCGUUUGCAACGUCUCCGAGAGCGACUCGACCAGUUCAACUUCGUCGCCACCUGGCGGCAGGGAAAGCCGCACGCCAUCCCAGACGCGCUGUCUCGGGCGCCCGUGGAUGACCCAGUGCCUGAUGACGAGGAAUCGGAACAAGACGUCAGCAACCAGAUCGCCAGCAUGGUCUCCAGGCUCGUCAGCGACGUCACCAACACCGACGGUGGCGCCAGCCCUCUCCGGGACGUCGCGCUAUCAGAACUCCGCGCCGCCGCCGAGAAGGACCCGGAGAUGAUCGCGCUGAAAGAUGCCGUCUCGACCGGUUUUCCAGAACAUCGGACGCAGCUGGACCCGCUGCUGGGCCCCUACGGUGGCCUCAGAAACUGUCUCGCGAUGGAUGACGACCUGGUGGUGUGCGGUCGGCGGUUGGUGAUACCGCAGUGCCUCCGUCACGCCACUCUUCAGAAACUUCACGCCAGCCCCCAGGACGUCGAGCGGACCAAGAGGCGCGCACGGCAAGCGGUGUACUGGCCCCAGGUGGGCCAGGACAUGACGAACUUCAUCGGCGCCUGCAGCAAAUGUCAACUGCACCUGCCCAAAAAACCACCGCCGGCGGAGACCUGA
Pollicipes pollicipes is the source of this 714-nucleotide messenger RNA. RefSeq lists its product as uncharacterized. The transcript is spliced from 2 exons. Bases 1 to 714 code for a protein of 237 amino acids. NCBI's taxonomy places the organism in Eukaryota, Metazoa, Arthropoda, Thecostraca, Pollicipedomorpha, Pollicipedidae. The record is from RefSeq and is a predicted model, not a curated record.